This is a messenger RNA of Adineta ricciae, 2958 nucleotides long. Lineage: Eukaryota; Metazoa; Rotifera; Eurotatoria; Adinetida; Adinetidae. The record is from the annotation of a GenBank genome assembly.
AUGCCUGAUAAUAAACUAUACGAUUUACUUGGUGUUUCACGUAGUGCAACCGAUCAAGAAAUCAAAAAAGCAUACCAUAAACUUGCCAAAACUCAUCAUCCAGACAAAAAUCCAGAAUCCGCUGAAAAAUUCAAAGAAAUCUCCUUCGCCUAUCAAGUUUUAACAGAUGAGAAUAAAAGACAUAUUUAUGACAUGUACGGUCUAGAGGGAUUGAAAGAGGGCGGCGGCGGUGGUGGUGGAGGUAGUAUGGCUGAUAUUCUUGGUCAAUUUUUUGGCGGCGGUGGCGGUGGUGGUGGUGAUCCAUUUGGCGGCUUUGGUGGAUUUGGAGGUUUGUUUGGUGGUCAUAUGGGUGGAGGAGGUCGAAAUCGUCGACGCAAAGGUGAUGAUGUUGCUCACCCACUCAAAGUAACACUCGAACAACUCUACAAAGGUGAUACACGUUCACUUGAAAUAUCUCGUAAGGUUAUCUGUCAGGCAUGUAAUGGUAACGGCGGAAAAGAAGGUGCCAAACAAACAUGUGCACCAUGUCGCGGUCAAGGUAUUCAAUUUGUCACACGACAAAUCGGACCAGGUAUGAUUCAACGAAUGCAACAAGUAUGCAAAGAAUGUAACGGCGAAGGCGAAAUUAUCAAUGAACGUGAUCGUUGUAAAACGUGUAAUGGACGAAAAACCGUCGAUCAAAAGAAGAAACUCGAAGUUGUUAUCUCGCCGGGUAGUAAACAUGAACAACAACUUCGCUUUCCUGGAGAAAGUGAUCAAGCGCCGAAUAUGGAACCCGGAGAUGUGAUUAUUGUUUUACAACAAGAACCUCACGCUACUUUCGAACGUAGCGGAGAUAAUUUGAUCAUGAAACAUAAAAUCAACUUAGUCGAAUCAUUAUGUGGAUUUCAAUUAGUGGUUACACACUUAGAUGGAAGAAAAAUUGUCAUUAAACAUCCGCCAAAUGAUCCAAUUGCACCAGAAACUUAUCGAUGUGUCAAAGGACAAGGUAUGAUCAACAUGAGAACACAUGAUACAGGAGAUUUAAUCAUUCAAUUUGAUGUGGACUUUCCAUCGGAAAAAACUUUUACCGAAGAUCAAUUGAAACAAUUAGAAACAUUUUUACCAAAACGACCACAUGUCGAAAUACCUAAAGGUGAAAACGUUGAAGACGUCUCCAUGAUCGAUUUUCAUACGACCAAAUCAGCACAUGAUCAUAGACAUGGUCAACGCCGUGAAGCCUACGAUGGUGGCGAUUCGGAUGACGAAGGUGGACAACCGGGUGUUCAUGCAUAACAGAUAAGUGUCAUAGUUAUCAUGUCCGUAGGCAUGACUUGGCAAGAAAAGGCUCGAGAAAAACAAAUUGCAUUGAAAAAUUUAAUUCCAUCUGAAUGGAAACUUUCUGAAUCGAUUAUCGAAAAUCUUCCGAAGAAUUUAACAACAAUUCCAUCACAAUGUGGGCUCCUUUCAGCACUCGACUUGGAGAUAACCGAACUCGAUGAUAUGGAAGAAUUGGCACAUCGGAUAGCGCAAGGAAGAUAUUCCGCUAGACAAGUCACCGAAGCUUACUGUAAACGAGCAUCGAUCGCUCAUCAAUUAGUGAACUGUUUAGCGGAAAUCUUCUUCGUACAAGCAUUAGAACGCGCGGAUUACCUGGAUAAGUAUUAUCAGUCAACCGGUGGCAAAACAGUUGGACCAUUACAUGGCAUUCCGAUUAGUUUAAAGGAUCAAUUCGAUAUCAAAGGCGUUGAAACUGUUAUGGGUUACAUUGGAUAUUUGGGAAAUUUGGCUGAAAGAAACUCGAUUCUUGUUGAUAUUCUUCUUUCGCUCGGCGCUGUUUUGUAUGUUAAAACAGCCCUACCACAAACGAUUAUGAUCGGCGAAACAAAAAGUAAUCUUCUAGGUCGAACGAUAAACCCGUUAAAUCGAGAGUUGAGUAGCGGGGGCAGUUCAGGCGGUGAAGGAAGUUUAAUUGCAAUGAAAGGCAGCAUUUGUGGAUUUAGCACUGAUAUUGGCGGAAGCAUUCGUUUUCCUUCGGCUGUCAAUGGAGUCUACGGAAUGAAACCAUCCCAUGGACGAAUUCCUUAUGGUUAUUCAAAGAAUUCUUUAGAUGGUUUAGAAUCGUUGAUGAGCGUUGUUGGGCCAAUGACACGUUCUCUAGCGAAUAUCCGUUUAGUAUUUAAAUUAAUACUCGAAGCGAAAUCUUGGUUAGUCGAUCCACAGGUACAUAACAUUCCUUGGCGAGAACAUUUGUAUCAAGAAGGACAAAGCCCGAAGUUAGCAUUCGGCGUGAUCCUAUUCGAUCAGGUUGUUCAACUUUCGCCACCGGUCAAACGCGCGAUGAACAUGGCUAUCGAUGCACUGAAACGAGCUGGACAUGAAAUUAUCGAAUGGGAUACAAAUGAUUAUCCUCAGGCGUGCGAUAUCUUUGUGAAAAUGUGCACAGCUGAUGGUGGAAAAGAUGUUCAGAAAGCACUUGACUUAAGUGGAGAACCACUUGUCACUGGUGCUUUCAUCGGAUCGCCUGAGACGGAAAUAAGUGUCUAUGAAAGUUGGCAAGUGAACGUUGCUCGGCGAAAUUAUGCGCUUAAAUACUACGAACAAUGGAACCAAACAAAAGAGAGAACGUCCACAGGUCGACCUAUCGAUGGGAUUCUGUCGCCUGUUUAUGCACUACCUGCAUAUCCACACGAAUACAGUCUCACUAUUGGUUAUACGGGUGUUAUUAAUCUACUUCAAUUGAGUUCGGUAAUUCUGCCGGUUACUCGAGUUGAUUUGAACUUAGAUCAAGUUACUGAGGAAUAUCGUCAAUCAAAAGUGUUAAAUGAAUUCGAUGGUUUAGUGAAAGAUACCUACAAUGAUCCGGCGAAGUUCGAAAACUGCAUGGUGGGCUUACAAGUGAUCUGUAGAAGAUUAGAAGAUGAAAAAGCUAUUAGUAUGGCCAUGGUUUUAGAACGAGCAUUACAGUCCUCGAACUGA